ACGACAAAAUAUUGUACCUAUGCAUUCUAAGCAAAAUAAAAUAUAUUAUACCAGUCUGGUCAAGUGAGAUCUUGAGUGCAAUAAUUUGGUACAGGAAUAUGUAGGUAAUUUUUAUCUAAAAUGUAAUACAUAAAACAAUUCCUAUUGGAAUUAAAGAUAUUUGUGUAUAGAAAAGUUUAAAUUAUUAUUAAUACCUAGACCUAGACCAUAUAGGACCAGUUGGUAGAAGUUGCUUGUAAGAAUGCGAAAAGGUUUUUACAACUCGUAUCAGUCAACAGUCAAGUGAGAAUGCGACCCAUCUCUAGUUUACCAGCUGAUGUAAGAAAACAAACCAAUCACACAUGUCAGCGGAAAAAAUAAUUAAAAUGUUACCAGAGAGUAAUUUGUUUGAAUGCAGUGACAAAAACUCAAAACAAUUAUUGCUUAAACAUUUGGAAACAUUACAAUAUUAUACUAAAAAUGAAAGUGACUUAUUACAAAUUAUUGGAACUUAUAGUUACAACACCAAAAAUCUUAUCCAGGACUCCAAGACUGUGCUCCGUUUAGUUAAAUCCAGAUGGUUUUGUAUUCAAGACAUUAUGCUAAAUAAUAAUAAAAUUUCUUUGGAAGAUGUGGUGGAAAGCAGAAGAUAUAUUAACCAAGGUCUUUAUGGAUUAAUCCAGUGCCUUUUAGGAAGCAAAAAUUGCCCAUUGGAUGACCAGUUUAAGGAAGAAAUUUUGCUUCAUUUGAAAAGUGUUAUUUCCCCUUUACAUAACAUUAACAAACUAAAAGAUACUGCUCUUUUAAAAGGUAUAAAAGUAUCAAAACAUGAGACGAGUUUGUUGCAUCACUUCUUCCAUGCUCUACUUGAAAUUCAUUAUUAUAUUCUUGUAUUGUCCUUUAUCUGUGAUGAUAGUUGCCAAUUAAUGAGAAGUCACUUGCAAGUUGUCAUAAAGAACAUUUUUUUUAUAUAUAACACUGCAACUGAAUUUUGCUGUUGCCUAAACAAUUUUUGGCUUGUGACCCAAUUGUUAACAGAAAAAAAAUCUCCAACCCAUUUCAUAUUUUGGGAAAGUUUUAACAAAGCAUUGGAAAAAGAAGUUCCUUUAAAUUCCUUAUGUUUUCUUGAGAAGGUUGCAGCUAUACAAACAUUUAACAGCAACUUUGAAGAUGUCAGCUUAAAAAGUGAAAGAAUAAAACCAAACUAUGAAUUUCUCGAAAGUAAAUUUAAGGAGUUGCUUAGUGAAGGGGGCAGUGAGACAUUGACAAUAGGAUUAAAGGCAAUUGAACCUCUGAUUAGUCAUUUAUGGUUAAAAGAAUGUAGAAUAAAUAUAUUUCAAAUUGCUUGGGAUUUUUAUAGCAAAAGACUAAAUAUAUCUCAACAAUCCAGUAAAACUGCUCCUACUCAUAUGGUAGAGACUUUAGAUAAAAUUUUAUUUUCUCCAAAAGAAUGUAGCGAAGACUUUGAGUUGUUUGUUGGUCUACUUUUAGUGCAUUUAAGAGAAUUUCCAUUGCACUGGGGUAAGAUUAAGGGCAGAAUCUAUUCUCAACUGGGUCCAAAUAAAAUGAAAGAUUUAUCAGACACUGGCAUAAGACAUGUUAUUUUGUUAUAUAUGGCACUAGGCAGUAUUCAUGUUGAAGAAGUAGAGAAGAAGAUGUUAGCAUUUUUAGAUCAUUUAUCACUGGAAAAAAAGUAUAGCACUUGUGUUUGGCAUAUGUAUUCCACAUUGAUUCUUCAAUACGUCAGAGAGGAAAGAUCAAUUGAAAGAAUAGCGCCUCCGAUCCAUGACAUGCUACAAGAAGCCUCUACGAACCAAAAACUUUUCCACCUCAUCAAAGAUUUCCUGAAGAACUUGGAAGUAACAAUUAAUCUUUGCUCGAACUUCCAAUUGCAUCAGUGGCUCAUAUUUGGUCCAUGGCUGCCCAAAUAUCAAAAUGUCUGUUAUUUCAAUGACCUUAAUCAAUCUUUAAGUUUAAUUGCCACGUUGCUGGAAAAGUGCAGCUCUCCAGACUCUUGGUCCCGGUGGGAACAAUUUUUUGUAAACGUUUAUCACAAUUUAAAAAAAUUAGCCACAGCCUCAAACCCGCCGCCUCUAGCAGGAAAAAUAGCCGGAAGAUUGGCAGUUUGUCAAAAUAAUUCUUUGGCAAACGAUGCUUUUCAAUUUUUUACCGGUGACGCGGUCUCCCCCAAAAUCGCUUCGGGUUUUUUGGAUUGUGUUUUGGAAAAUUACCCCGACAAUUUUAUAAUAAUGCCAAAUCAAGAAGCGAUCGUCUUGGAAUGUUGGAUUAAAAUUUGUUUUUUGUCUGAAUAUGACCUCUAUCAGCAUGAGCUUACCAAAAAAGUUGUUAAGCUGGACAUAUUCCACCCAAUAAAAACUACUUUAAUAGAAUCUAAUAUACCUUUGAAAUCCUUCAUUGAUCAUAUGAGUCAUCAAUCGAAAAAUAUUCAACUACAAGCAAACAGUCAAGUGCUGCGGUUAUGCGAUAUAGCUUUUGGUAACCUGGAUAAAGUCCUUUUGCAGUAUUUAACUGGUCCGUUAAAUAAUGAACCCGUUGUAUUGCAAAUUUACAAAUAUGCAGGCAAUAUUUUUUCAAAAUUAGGGCAUUUAAUUUAUAAUAGGAGCAAAGCAGUAACAAUUUUAACAAAACUGGUGCAAGUUCUUUUAUUACCAAUGGAUUUUUUAUUAGGCAAAAAAAAUCUUCAUCAAUUUGUUUUAAAUGCCAUUAAGAAAACUUGGUCAACUUAUUUUUCUGCCUUGGCAUCUCUAAAUGUGUUUAACGACCCUUAUUUGGAAAGAACCCUUAAGGAUAUGGUCGUCAAAUAUUUGCCUUACUAUCCUACUUUCGACUCUCCAAUAGUUAAUUGUAUGACCGAUGAUAUCUUAAUGGCCGAUAUUAUUCUUGAAAAAAUUAACAUUUCCUACUUUAAGCCACCAGUGAAAGAAUCGGACGCCAAAUUACUAAAAGCCCUCAAAAUAAUUUCCGAUAUUGCUAACAGUGGCGUUUGCACUUUAGAAUUAUUCAAACUUAUUAUAAAUAAAACUCUGCAUGGUUUGUUCGAUUUAGUCAUUUUUCACUCGCAAAGAAGCAGCGCCAUUUCUGUUAUUAAACAUAUCACAAACUCACCGCUAAUACCACAGGUUAAACCAGAAUUUCGACAAGUUGUAGUAACCAUCACCACAAAAUAUAUGGCCUUAAAUACCACCAACUACUUCCAAUUGAUGAUUCAUUUGGCUAAAUUUAUGCCUGAAGAUGUUACGGCGGUUUUGGGGGAAAUUUCUACACAAGUGGCUGUAGUUGAAAGACUUCGAGGAGUCGGUUAUGAUAAAACUUUAAGACUGCAUCUGGAAAAGCUGCAAAAUUCGUUAGGUUUAAAUUUAACUAACAUGUAGACUGUCUUGAUUAAUUAUAUAGAAUGUACAAAUAAUACCUACCUUUUAUAUUUUUACAACGCAUAAAUAAUAUUCCGCAGACAAUAUCGUGAUGUGAGUGUAACUCACGAUCAUCAUCCUAUCAACGGGUAUGAAAAUAAGAUUACUUUUUCUUUAUAAUACAAUAAUAUCUAUUCAUUCUUUUUUUUUCGAAGAUGCCAAUUAUUCUAUUAAAAUUAACUAUAUUUUAUUUAAUAUAGUUAAUAAUUUUAUUUUUGGAUUUUGAAAAUAUGUAUGCCAUUAUAUCAAAAAAAUAUACUUUUAUAAAUAAGACAAAAA
Anthonomus grandis grandis is the source of this 3689-nucleotide messenger RNA. Its product is annotated as protein MMS22-like. Lineage: Eukaryota; Metazoa; Arthropoda; Insecta; Coleoptera; Curculionidae. Gene Ontology annotation, cellular component: nuclear replication fork. The coding region runs from base 342 to 3371 and encodes 1009 amino acids. The transcript is spliced from 2 exons. Gene Ontology annotation, biological process: double-strand break repair via homologous recombination; replication fork processing. The record is from RefSeq and is a predicted model, not a curated record.